AUGAAGAAACCGAUUCUGGCCAACCUUAAAGUGUUUGGAUGCCACGCGUAUGUUCAAGUGCCUCAAGACAAACGCGCGAAGUUCGACUCCAAGUCAUCACUCUGUCGUUUCCUGGGAUACGCCGAACACCAGAAGUCAUAUCGAUUUGAGGAAGUGUCAACAGGAGCGAUCAAGAUCAGUCGCGAUGCCACAUUCAUGGAAGACAAGUUUGAUGAAGGUCCGCGCAACUACAACGAUGAGUCAAGUGUCGUUGAGUUUGAUGAUCAUGAUGAGGACGAAGAAAAAGAAGAAGGUAAAACUGACGACGACAUGGACUCGAGCGACGAUGACAACGAAGACACCAGGUCUUCGAAGAGCAACAUCAAGAGACACACGCGCACUCAAUCACUUGAGAAAGCUACCGUCAUUCCAAGUCCCAAGCGAAGAACAUACAGAGGUCCGUCGCUUGAGCAUGUGUCAGCGGCUGCAAUGGAUUUUGAAGCAGCCUACAUCGUUGAUUCAGUGGGGGAAACGCCGACUACAUUCAAGUCGGCGAUGGAAUCAAGCGACUCCGGCAAGUGGAAAGAAGCGUGUGACUCGGAGUUCGACUCGCUUCAGAGAAACGACACGUGGGAAAUCGUGCCUCUUCCGAAAGGUCGCAAGGCCAUCGGGUGCCGAUGGGUUUUUCGUGUAAAGGAGAAUCAAGAUGGCGAAGUUGAGCGUUUCAAGGCAAGACUUGUGGCCAAAGGAUUCUCACAGAAAUUCGGAGUUGACUAUGAAGAAACUUUCGCACCGGUGGCCAAGUUCACAUCGAUUCGUGUGGUGCUCAGUAUGGCGGCUAAGUACGGCCUAAUGCUACAUCAGAUGGACGUCAAGACAGCGUUUCUUAACGGCUCCCUCAACGAAGACAUCUACAUGGACCAGCCGGACGGAUACCUGGAUGCAACACAGCCGGACUAUGUGUGCAAGCUAAAGAGAUCACUCUACGGCUUGAAGCAAUCGCCUCGCAUGUGGAACCAAACAAUCGAUGGGUUCAUGAUCAAGAUGGGAUUCAAGAAGUGCGAAUCGGACCACUGCAUCUACAUCAAGCGAGACGACCAAGACAUGAUUCUCGUGGUACUCUACGUCGAUGAUCUCAUCCUGGCCAGCAGCAACAACGAACUCCUCAAGUCAACCAAGAUGGCGCUGAGCAAACGCUUCGAAAUGACGGAUCUCGGUGAGCUCGAUUACUUUCUCGGCAUGGAGAUCAAGAACGACCGUAAGACGGGAAUGGUGACUGUACAACAAACCAAGUUCCUCAAGUCCGUGUUAACCAAGUUCGGAAUGGAUAACAGCAAGCCAGUGAAGACGCCUCAAGAUCCCGGCCUGAAGCUAACCAAGAACAUGUGUGAACAAGAAUGCAAGCACGAAGACACCAUGUGCAACGUGCCAUAUCGAAGUGCUGUCGGAGGCAUCAUGUAUCUCAUGGUCGCCACACGUCCGGAUCUAGCUGCUGCAGUGGGAUCAUUAUCCCAGUUCUCGUCCGACCCAUGCCCGACUCACUGGCAAGCUUUGAAGCGUGUGCUGAGAUACCUGCAAGCAACGCCCAAUCAUGGUCUUGAGUUUACACGUGAAGAAGGAAGCCGUAUCUGCGGGUACACCGACGCAGACUGGGCCGGCGACAUUGAGUCAAGACGAAGUACAAGCGGCUAUGUGUUCAUGAUGAGCGGAGGAUGCAUCAGCUGGAAAAGCCAGAAACAACGGACGGUCGCGCUAUCUUCAACAGAAGCAGAAUACAUGGCGCUUUCCGAAGCAACCAAAGAAGCAGUAUGGCUCAAAGUGCUUUUGGGGGAACUUGGUGAGAUGACAAGCGACGAAGCGAUCAAGAUGUAUGAAGACAACCAAGGAUCAAUCGCUCUCGCCAAGAACCCGGAGUUCCAUAAGAGAACAAAACACAUCGACAUACGCUACCAUUUUGUGCGUGAGAAGGUGGAAUCAGGUGAAGUCGUUUUGGAGUAUUGCCCGACUCAAGAUAUGCUGGCAGACAUGAUGACCAAGCCGAUCGCCGCUGUACAAUUUGAAAACAUUCGCGAUCGACUUGGGAUCCAAGGUGCCGCAGCUAACGAGUCGAGAGGGAGUGUUGAAAAGACAGCGGAUGUGAAGAAGACACCUCGUCAAGCUGCGUCAAGUGUUGAAGCAAGUGGAAGACCAAGCCUCGCUAUACCGGUGGGUACCGGUAUGUACCAGUAA
Peronospora matthiolae is the source of this 2208-nucleotide messenger RNA. The record is from the annotation of a GenBank genome assembly. Lineage: Eukaryota; Oomycota; Peronosporomycetes; Peronosporales; Peronosporaceae.